AUGGCGUUUCAGCUCUUUGCUUACUUGGUGGGUGAGCUGACCCAACCCCGAGCUGAAUUUCAAGAAAUCCAUCUGAAUCAAGGAUUAAUGAUGGAGAUGCUGCGUGCACUUAUGAUUCCUAACAAGCUUCAUCCCGAUGCUCCGCUGCCUCAAUUCCAGAUAUCCUGCCAGUCUGAGUCCGACUUGCUCAUACUCGUCAUUGACACAUUCUGUACUCCGAUGAUCGACGUCGCUAACGAGCUCGGCAUCCCUUACUACCUCUUCUUCCCGUCGUCGGCUUCUUACCUCGGCUUAUUGCUCCACCUCCCGACCCUUAACCAACAAAUCACCACCGAGUUUUAUGACUCGGGCACUGAGUAUAAGGAGACAAAGGGUAUUAUUCUUAAUACAUUUCAAGAACUCGAACCAUGGGCUCUUAACUCAUUUUUGGGUACUGACGUACCACCAGUUUACUCGGUUGGACCGUUGGUUGACAACUAUGGGUUGAACCGACUAGAUUCAGACCGGGCCCAAGAAGACAAGGUUUUGAACUGGCUUGAUCAUCAACCGCAGUCAUCGGUGGUUUUCUUCUAUUUUGGAAGCUUGGGUGGUAUAAGAGGGGCCCAACUGAGGGAGAUAGCAACCGGUCUAGAGCGAACCGAGCAAAGGUUUUUGUUAUCACUGCGCCAACCGGAGGCUUUCGAGUCACGUGACUACACUGAUCUAGAUGAGGUGUUGCCGAAUGGGUUUUUGGAAAGAACCGCUGAAACUGGUUUAAUUUGUUGGUGGGUCCCACACAUGGCAAUCCUGGCCCACAAGGCAAUCGGAGGGCUAGUUUCUUACUAUGGGUGGAACUCGUUUAUAGAGAGCUUAUGGUACGGUGUACCUAUUGCCACAUGGCCGAUUUUUGGACAAUAA
This is a messenger RNA of Cornus florida, 897 nucleotides long. RefSeq names its product UDP-glycosyltransferase 71K1-like. Gene Ontology annotation, molecular function: UDP-glycosyltransferase activity. NCBI's taxonomy places the organism in Eukaryota, Viridiplantae, Streptophyta, Magnoliopsida, Cornales, Cornaceae. The transcript is spliced from 3 exons. The record is from RefSeq and is a predicted model, not a curated record. The coding region runs from base 1 to 897 and encodes 298 amino acids.